This is a messenger RNA of Paramacrobiotus metropolitanus, 2929 nucleotides long. Its product is annotated as solute carrier organic anion transporter family member 74D-like. The coding region runs from base 338 to 2557 and encodes 739 amino acids. Gene Ontology annotation, cellular component: membrane. The record is from RefSeq and is a predicted model, not a curated record. Gene Ontology annotation, molecular function: protein binding. Lineage: Eukaryota; Metazoa; Tardigrada; Eutardigrada; Parachela; Macrobiotidae. Gene Ontology annotation, biological process: transmembrane transport; sodium-independent organic anion transport. The transcript has 12 exons.
UUGCAUUUUUUUGAAAGAGAUUACUUGGAUCGAUCGUGAUGGAACUGUUAUAUUACAAUUAGAAUAACAAUUGAAAUAAAUGUGGCCGGUUUUUGUAUCGUUUUCGUUGCACUGUUUUGUCUUCAUUUUUAACUCAGAUUUUUACCCUAGUCACCUGUACUUUGUCGAGAAUGUAUGAUGUGUCAGUGUAUUGUACAUCAGACAUUGUAUUUCGUCGGCCUCUUUCCUUUUUGUCAAUGACAAUUUUGCAUUAGCGGCGCCACACAUAUAGUGCAUAGCUAUCACCUUUCUGUUGCAAAACAAAGGCGCAAUUGUUAUAAUAAUAAAGUCGGAAAUCAUGGAAAGAAAUCUAUCAACAUUGACAGAAUCCAGUGUAUCGGUAGAUACGCGCAAAACAUCUCUUGGACAACUCCCAUUCAACGGUAUCGCUCUCUCAGCUUGCUGUCCGAGUACAAUGGAAAAAUUAAGAAGCGGAAAAAAUGCGCAAGUGGGAUUUACGGUUGUAUUUGCGGCCAUCUUGUUUUCGUAUGGCAUGUCACUCAGCUACACGAAUUCCGUAAUAAUAUCAGUGGAGCGCCGUUUUGGAUUAAGCACCAAGGAAAUCGGAUAUAUACUUGCUGCUACAGAGAUUGGUCAUUUGGCAAUUGCGGUCUUUGUGGCGCAUUUCUUCGGUAACCGGCAUCGUCCGCGCUGGAUCGCACUGGGCACGGUCACCAUGGGAUUGUCAUUUUUUCUCUUUGCCGCGGUUGAAAUAAUUUUUCCCAGAGUACCUCAUUUAUCCAUAAACCAGCCGCACAAACUAUGUAAUCCUUUAUCCCAGUCCGGCAAUGUAACCGCACAGCCCGCAAGUGCAAUGACGUCAGUUGCAGCGCUGUUGAAUUCUCAAUGCGGUCAUUCCAGUAACGACGAAGCUAUCGGACCGGUGGCAGUGCUUGCCCUUUCCCAUGUUUUAAUCGGUUUCGGAAGUGCAACUCCAAUGAUUUUGGGCUUUCCCUACCUGGAUGAUAAUAUUCCUGCAGCAGAUCUGCCUGUUUAUUACGGAAUCGCAUUGUUUGGGAAACUGAUCGGACCAGCGACUGGUUACGGCAUUGGAUCCAUUUGUACCACCAUUUAUUACGAUUUUACAAAGCCACAUUUCAGUCCGGCUGAUCCCCGGUGGAUUUCCGCUUGGUAUAUCGGCUUUAUCGUUGCUGCAGUUGCUCUCAUUAUCCCUGGAAUACUCAUUGCGAUCUUCCCAAAGACCAUUAGUACCACCAAGAGAAGAAGGCGCUCGCUGAAGCGCUCGAAGACAGAGAACAUAACACUCUGGGAAAUCGCCAACGUCGAAGCUGUCGAGCAUAAUGGAAACUUAUAUAAAGCUGAUAACGGCGCAACACCGGUGUUUGCUCUAAGCUCGUGGAAAAAGUUACUAGCGGAUCUCCGGCGGUUGGUUUCAAACUUGGCCUUCGUGUGCAGAACAAGCAGUAUGUUUAUCGAUGGAAUGAUCAUUGGAGGAUUUCUGCAUUACAUCCCAAAAUAUUUUGCUCAACAGUUUAAUGCUACACAGUCGCAGGCAGCAUUAAAUGGAGGUCUGCCCAUUGUCAUAGCAGUCAGCUGUGGAAUAUUGGCUGGCAGCGCUCUAACGAAGCGCUUCAGCUUUCUGCCGCGACAUGUUGCCCUAUCUCUCGUCAUUCCUAAUUUGAUUCUGUCAAUUGGAUUAUUUGUUGCCAUCGGAAUCCAGUGUGCACCAAUGGAAAUUUAUACUGGGGAUAGCGUUACUAAAAAUAUAUAUGACGGAGACUUCCAGCUAACAUGCCCGGCGAAUAACGAGUGCAACUGUGAUAUUCGACAGUUUAGUCCUGUGUGUCAUCCGUCCAGUGGGGUCAGCUUCUAUUCGCCGUGUUUCGCUGGAUGUCGUGAAAACGGCACACUCAGUCCAAUAGAAAAGAAAAUGCGGUAUCGAAAUUGCAAGUGUCUGAAUGCGUUCAAUCUCAAUCACGGACAAGGCCCCGAUUCGACUACGCAUCAGAAUGUUGUUAACCAUUCUAAUGUGUCACCUUUGUCGGAACUUAAGGAUGGCCUAUGCAGCAAAAACUGCCAGAAACAAAUGAACGGGCUUACCGCACUUCUGGUUAUAUCAGUAUUUUGCUACGGCAUUGCCAUGCCUGGACAAGUUAUUCUACAAUUCCGAGUUGUAGAUUUGGAUCUCAAGAAUUUAUGCGCCGGGGUAACCUCGCUAACCGUCGCGGCUUUUGGACUACUCCCGUCUCCCAUAUUCGUUGGCGCCAUAGUGGAUUCCACGUGCAGCUUGUGGCAGACCACGGCCUGUGGCAACAAAGGAGCGUGUCUAUUGUAUGACACGGAUCAAUUUCGGUGGAAAUUCUUCUUGGCAGCUGGUUGUUUAAAAUUCUUGACGGUGGUCUUAGAUAGCAUGGUUGCAUGGAAAGUGUGGAAGUACGCUUCUGAUCGCUCGAGUAAUAAAACGGAUAACAACAUCAGCAGCACGCAGACCAAAACAGCCAACAGAAGCAUUCGCAUCGAUCAGGAUGGAAAUACAACAACAACAAGUGUACAAUGAAAAUGAUAAAUUCGUGUAAAUUUAAUAGACGAUGGUAAAACAUCAAAUACUGCACACGGCUGUGUCUUUUUUGUUUUUUCUGACUAAAUCAACCAGCAAGUGGGUGUAAAAUGAAUACAGCAUGAUGCAGGGCAUACAGAAAACCGUAACAAACAAUACUGUCAAAAAGGGUCCAAGACGACCGAUUACGAACUGCUGUCACCAUUGAGACACUUCCAGAAUGAUGAAAAGGUAAGUCCCAAGAACGCCAAGAACCUGCAAAAUAUUUCAAAGUGUCUCAGACUUAUUCAGUUGCCAGUAUCUGAAGGCGGACGGCAUACCACUAAGAAAAUAUUUUUGUCCAAAACAGCAAUGCUCCAUAAAGUAAGAGCU